AUGAAGGUGAGCUCGGUUAUCUAUGUUUCUUUUGGGAGUGUCGUCAUCCACUCCGACCAACAGCUGCUCGAGACAGCAUUUGCACUGGAAGCAUCCGGCCACCCAUUCAUUUGGGUGGUGAAACGCCAUGAUUCAUCAUCAUCAGAUGAAGCAUGGUUGCCGAUCGGAUUUGAGGAGAGGAUGAAGGGGAAAGGCCUAAUAAUAAGAGGGUGGGCCCCACAAGUCGUCAUACUCAAUCAUCCAUCCAUUGGAGCGUUCGUGACGCACUGCGGUUGGAAUUCGGUGCAGGAGGGGGUGCAUGCAGGCCUACCGAUGAUCACGUGGCCUUCCUUCGCGGAGCAGUUCUGGAAUGAGAAGUUGAUAACGGACGUGUUGAAAAUCGGGGCUGGCAUAGGGGUUAUGGAAUGGGUUGGGUGGAUGCAAAAGGAGUGGCCAUUUGUGAAGAGGGAGGACAUAGAGAAGGCUAUAAGGCGUGUGAUGGACGGAGGAGAAGAAGCUGAUGGAAUGAGAAAGCGAGCGAAAGAGCUUGGGAAAAUCGCCAAGGGCGUUGUGGAUGUAGGUGGAUCGUCUUACAAUGACCUGACCCGUCUGAUCGAGGAGCUGAAGACGUGUGUCCAGCAACAAAACAACCAACACUAA
This is a messenger RNA of Magnolia sinica, 639 nucleotides long. Its product is annotated as UDP-glycosyltransferase 73B4-like. Lineage: Eukaryota; Viridiplantae; Streptophyta; Magnoliopsida; Magnoliales; Magnoliaceae. The transcript has a single exon. The record is from RefSeq and is a predicted model, not a curated record. The coding region runs from base 1 to 639 and encodes 212 amino acids. Gene Ontology annotation, molecular function: UDP-glycosyltransferase activity.